UUGACGCAUGCGUGUUGGCGAGCGUACUGGUCAGUCUGAGAAGCAGCUGUUCAGCGCUGGUGAAAUUCCAACAUGGCAGUGGCUGUGGUCAGUGUCUACUGCGUUAACUUGGGAUGGUUUCAGCUCACACGCAUCCCGGCUUAACCUCGGCACCUCGCUCAUCAGCAGGACCCCUCCCAGGGAUCGAUGCGACCAUAACACUCCCCCCCCACACGCUUUCUCACACAUACACACACGCACACACGUGAGAGGUCGACCUGUCACUGGAGAGCAGAGAGAGAGAGAGAAAAAAAAGCACGACAUGAUCAGCAGCAGCAGCGUCUAUGGCGUAAAGAUGCAGUGGACCCCCGAGCACAGCCAGUGGGCCGAACAGCAUUUCGACAUUUCGUCCACCACGCGCUCGCCAGCCCACAAGGCUGAGGCAUACAGGGCAGUACCUGGCCACCUGCAGCGCUCGGCCACCUACCAAUAUGCCUGGGCCAAUGACGACAUCUCGGCACUCACUGCCUCCAACCUGCUCAAGAAGUAUGCUGAGAAGUACUCUGGUAUUCUGGACAUGCCGGGCUCAUAUUCGGAGACGCCUGGUGUCCCAGGAGUGAUGAAUGGACGGAAAGGUGAAUCUGAGCCUUGGCAGGAUGGUGUCUACCCCAUGAGCUGCAUCCCAGAGGGCAUUUCCGUCAGGAAAGGGGGGGUUGCGGCAGCUUCAGAGGUGGUGUCUGGCAUGUGCAGCUCUCCGGGCCUGGCUUCCAGCACCCUGAGUGAGCCCAGCUACUCCAGCAGUAGCUGUGGGAGCCACACAGCAACUGCCCUGCACUCUUCCUCCAUGCCCUCUCAGGAAUAUGGCCCAGCGUACAGCAGCUCGUACCUGCACAGCAGUUACAGCUCCCAGUCUACCCCCGCCCCGGCACUUCCAUCUCCACUGCACAGCUCUGGGCUACUGCAACCACCUCCUCCUCCACCCUCCCACCCCACUAUAGUCCCAGCUUACAAUGGAGGCUCCCCCAACUUGUCUAGUUAUAAUUACCCCCCAGCAGGCUACCCAGCUCAAAACUCAGUAGGGCCAGGAUAUAGCCCUGGAGGAGCCCCCCCUCCCUCCUCGUACCUUCCCUCAGGCAUUGCUGCACCUACACCCCUUGCUCCCUCUUCUGCUUUACCUGGAUACCCAUACCAGAGCCACAACCUGACCCCAAUUGCCCCAACCCCUCUCAACAGUAGCUCCUCCAACUCACUAAAGAGGAAAGCCUUCUACAUGACAGGUCAAGGAGAGAUAGACCCCUCUUAUGGUAACUUUGGCUACAGUCAGGCAAGGAGCUCAGCUGAGAGUCCCAUGUACAGGGUAGCAGAUAGCAGCAGUACAAACGGAGGCUCCAACAGUGCCAGUGGUGGUGGGUUUGACAGGAGUGCUGAGAAGUCAUCUUUAACUUUUAAUCCUCAGAAACAAUCCACCAUUGCAUCAGAGCAGCAGAGGAAGUACAGCAGCCAGGCAACUGGUGGGCCUCUGACUCCACCAGCCUACGUCUCCUCCACCCUGGGGGGUUCCCGCUCAGCAGACUCUAUUCCCAGCUUUACCACCCCCUCCCUCAGUGAGCAAGGUCCUGAAGACCACCGUCUCCACCUUUCUCACUCAGCACCUGGACCUACCUCCUCCUCAUCCACUUCCAACUCCCGGCCUGCUGAAGAACAACUAAAAACCAGUGAUCCUCACCUCCUGGACAUGGUUACCUCUGAAAUUGUACAGCAGGGGCCCCCAGUGGAUUGGAGUGACAUUGCAGGUCUAGAACUUGCCAAGGCUACCCUGAAGGAAGAGGUCCUGUGGCCCAUUCUGCGUCCAGACAUGUUCAGCAGUUUAGGACCAUCCCCGCGUUGUGUGUUGCUGUUUGGCCCCAGAGGCAGUGGCAGGACAUUGCUGGGACGUUGCCUGGCCAGUCAGCUGGGAGCACCAUUCCUACAGCUCAGCGGCUCAACACUGGCAACAAAGUGGCUGGUGGAUGGAGAAAAAAUCAUCCGAGCAUCAUUCCUAGUGGCACGGUGCCGGCAGCCCUCAGUACUGUUUAUUAGUGAAGUGGACAUGCUCUUGUCGGCCCACCUCAGUGAAGAGAGCCCUAUCAACCGACUUAAAGGUGAACUUCUUGCCCAGUUUGACUCCCUUCUUAUGGGCUCGGGCGAGGAUGGAGGCAACCAAGUAUUGGUGGUUUGCUCCACAAGCAGACCACAGGAUAUGGAUGAAGGACUGCGCAGGUACUUUUCCCGGAGGGUCCUGGUGCCUCUGCCGGAUAGCGCAGCUCGACACCAGAUCAUGAACCAGCUCUUGGCCCAAUCUCAGCACAAAUACUGUUUGAGCGAGGAGGAGCUGGCGCUGCUGGUCCAGCGUACAGAUGGUUUCUCAGGACUGGAUCUGGCCAGACUCUGCCAGGAGGCUCUUGUAGGCCUGUUACAUGUCUCUGCACAGGGCGUGGACAUGACUGGUAUGAUGCCCAGGGGACAAAUCAGGCCCCUCACCUACCAGGACAUUGAGAGUGUCUUUUGUAAAUUCCAAGCAAGUAUAUCGCAGAAAGAGAUUGACACUUAUACUGAGUGGAACAAAAUGUUUGGUUGCAGUCAGUGAAAAGAUAGAUCCCGCCCUUGAGAAAAAGAGGUUUCCACAAUUCCUCCCCUCAGGGCAGAAGCAUUGUGCUGAAGGGGAAAGGCACACAAAAGGCCAACACAAGCUCUCACAAGCAGGGUUUAGAUGCACCAAGAGAGUCGCUUUGAUCAGACAACUGACAAUUUUGCAGUUAAUGAACAAGAGUUUUAAUUUGAAUGCUCGACACUCCAGAAAGCCAGGGAUUGUUUACACGUUGCAAGCAAGUUGGCUUCAGACAGGACACCCCAGUGUCUGUGUAUAUAUUGUUAUGUUGUUGUUCUUGAGAUUUAGUUGGCUAUCCAAGUGCCUGAAGUGGUGCUUUCUGAGUUUAUUUGUUUAUUUGCCUCACAAUCUACAUUCAUGGCAUGAGCUGAUAAUUAUUAAGAGCUUUAAAAACUUCAGCGGCAUGUCUGAAAGACCCAGACUGACAGUCACCAUUGGGUGGUGGUCAAUCGACCUUUAUUGUCUUACUAAGAGCAGAAAUCCAUUUGGGCUGCAGUACCCUGGGCCCCUGACUCUCACCCAUGGUUCUGAUCCUGUGUCUGCAAAACAAGCAAACGUAACAAACCAACAACCAACACUCAGGAAAGCGUUUGUGAAUUGUACAGUACCUCAAGACAUCUUCACGAAAAGCACUAAGACCUGAGAGGAGAAUCUGGCAGUGUUAGGUGUACCUCAAAAGACUAGGCUAAAUAGCAAAGAGGUGGCAAUGAAUGUACUAAAUGUGUUCUGGAUUCGUGGAACAUAUUCUAUAGUGAGAGUAAAAAGAUUUUGUCCUUUCCCCCCCCUCACUGCAGGUGCUUUAGUUACCUGUUUCUACUUGACCAAUCCUUAUGAGCUUAUUCCCAUUGCUGUUUCAAAAUAUAAAACUGUGUUGUUUUGGGGUUUUAAAAGAUGGGCAGGUGUUGGGGUGGUGGGAGUUGUACAUUAAUUAAAACAACCAUAAUCAACAUUGUCUAUAAUACAUGAUCUAGGCUAUAUGGUUUAGCUGCAUGGAACCGCAUCAGUUAUCAGCUAACUCCUGCGCAAAAUAUUCAUCAUACAUUAAGCGAGGUAUUCUCUGAUCUUGAUGAACUUAAAUGGAAGGAAUCAUUCUAAUAUAAAUAUACUUAUUUGCUUUUUUAACUGAGAGAUCAGGCUAGUACCAACAGCUGUUUACGUUAGCUUGGCAUAAAAUAUGUUAGCCUGUUAGACUGCAGCAUGUUAAAGUUAACCAGUUAACUUUUUAAACACUUAACAGUGUUUUUGCAGGGAUUUUGCAAUGCUAAGCUAACGGGCAAAUGUUUGUAGACUUGGCUAUCUUUCAUAAAGAGAACAAAUAACUGUAUUUCUCCAAAAUAUCAGUGAUAUCAAAGAAAAAAUACUGUCUUUUUGUGUGGGUAUUACAUUAUUGUUUGACUUGGUCUUGCAUGGUUUUGAGGAAAGCAUGUUUGUCAGUCAGCAUCAAGAAAGCGAGGCUUGGAUAUUGCCCUUACCAAGUCCAACUGAAAUCAUAUUUAGUUAUUUUUUGCAAUAUUAACAAAUGUCAUAUAUAAAUAUGCUUUUAAAUUAACUUUUAACUUUGAUAUCAUUAAAAGAACAGAACGUGCUCAUACAACCAUAAACACCAAUCAGACAUUGUAACAAUAUGCUGUGACUAAAAUAGGAGCACUAUGAAAACAUGGGUCAUAUCAUACCUGUAUAGGUGCAACAUUUUACAAAAAUUGCAUUAUUGCUUUAUUUGCUAUAUUUUAUUGAGGUCUUUAACAAUCACUGGUGUUUAUUUUGAAAUAAAAAAUGAAAAUUAAUAGUAAGUCUAUUUUUCAUUGUGAAAAUGAAAUUAAAUAAGAAGUGAAAUAUAAGAACAUGGUUACAGUUUUUGCAAUGUUACCGACUUUGACGUUUUUUGGGGACAGACAACAAAAAAAUCUAAUUUGAGAGAUAGUUGUGCUGUAGAAGAUGACACAAUGAUUUCAUUUGGACUUUGGUAUCAUAGAUACGUUUGUAGGAAUUUCCCCUUGUUAAACACUGGCUCAGUUUCCAAGACACAGAUGACGCUUAGCUAUAGACAAAAACAAAUUCUUCAUCUUCAUUGAUUUAAAAAAAAAAGUUAGUUUUUUAGGCUUAAUUCACAUCUAGGGAAACUAGCUUACCAUGUUUAGCUGUAUUUGAACUCGAUUAGCUUCUGAAUGAGAUGCCACUCAUGUAAAUUACAUAUGUGGAAAGUAGAAAUUUAAAGAAAUUAAUUCGGUUGCACGGCAGUUGUCAUAACCAUAAUACGGUCAGCCAGGAGGUAUAUGCAGUUGGAAUAUAUAUGUUUUAUUCUGUUUUUUUUUUUUUAAUCUAAGAUGACCACCCCAGAAAAACAAAUCAAUUCUAAACAAUGUCAGCGCUUUUUUUUCCUGUAUCUGUAUUGUCUUUCUUUUUGAAAGUUACUAAGAUGGUAUGAAGCGCAUGAUCUACAUACAUUUGAGUUCCUACUGUUUAACAUGAGUGGGGAAUUUUGGCAGUAGUUUUGAAGACCUACAUCACUGAACAAUAUCUGUUUCCCUUUGUAUCAUGUUGGAAUGUAUUUUUGUCUCUUCCUCGCCACCGUUUAAGGAGCUGUUGUGGCAUGGGACUACUUAAGUCUAUUGCACGUGCACUAAAGCGUUUUGUGUGUAAUCUGGGGGGGGUUUGUUGAAAUUUCUCAAUGGCAUUGACAGCACUUAUUUAGUUGGUGUUUUAUUUAUCUAAACCGCUGAUCAGUCUUACCCUUUUUAUCGUACCUCCUGAUUUUUCUACAAGAAAAAUAUCCCAAAGGUACGAGCUGCUUGUUGUGUAUGCCUUGUGUCGCUAUCUCGUAGGCACCAUCAGUUCAGCACCUGGAGUGGGGUGGGGGUGGGGAGUUCUGCUGAGCAUCAGCAAACUGAUGGAAAAGAGAGACAGACAGGCAGCGUGGCAGCAGCAGCGGCACAAGGGGGGAAAGCAGAGUGGUCCGUCAGAAAACCACCCUCAAAACAAUCUGUACCAGAAUUCCUUCUGUCAGCAAAUCCUCUGGAGAGAGAGUCCCUUUGGACAGAAAAACCUACUAAUGCACUUCACAGCACACAACAGUAGCACAGGCCUUUCCUCCUCUCUCUCUCUAUCCCUCGCCAUUCUCCACAAGCCGACCGACAAACCACUUGAAACACACUGGUCAAUGCUACGCUUUGUUUGUUGCGUGUUUAGCGGGUCCUCUUUUCAUGUCUUUUUCUCCAUGAUGUGCUGAUCUUUUCCCCUUUUUUUCCUUUCUUUAAAUAGAGUUCUUCUUUAAAGCAUUUCUACCUCAUGGCUACAAAACACACGUGGUAUUUGAUUUAGGUCUUUUACAAAUGUCAGACAUUUGUGGAAAAUGUAUUUUAAAAAAAGACAAAAAAAGGAGGAAAGAAUAACACCAUAAAGUUUUGCGCAGUCUACCUCAGAUGACUGUACUUAAAAACAUUUAGCUGAUGGUGCGACCGGAGGCUGCAGCAUAGCCUAGUGUGCGUGUGCGCGUUUGUGUGUGUUACCACGUGUCCUCUCCGAGACAGACACACACUCAUGAUGAAACUGAUGUGAAAACACGCAAGCGAUUCGUAAAGGGGGCGGGGGAACGGUUGGGGGUCAACCUAAACGUGACCUGGAAAUGUAUAAUCCAAUACAUUUGCUUUAAUCUUCUGUGAAGUACUGUGGUUGUGCGCGUGUGAAUGUGUAUAUACAUGGGCACACUCUUUUUAUUUAAUUUUUCUUUUGAUUUAGUGUGUUAAAUUUUAUAAAUUGUUAGUAUAUAUAACACACUUGCACAACUUUAAAACAGAGUGUAAUGUGUUUCUGUUGUACAUAUCUAUACAUACAAUACAAAUGCACCACUUGUUUAUAUGUGUGAAUAUGUUGCCAUACUUGCAGUCAACUUAAAUGUAUUUUCAUGUAAUCUGAGAUACAAGCAGCAACAAACAAUUCAUUAAAGACAUUUUCUU
Haplochromis burtoni (Burton's mouthbrooder) is the source of this 6579-nucleotide messenger RNA. Its product is annotated as fidgetin. The transcript is spliced from 3 exons. The coding region runs from base 8 to 2605 and encodes 865 amino acids. The record is from RefSeq and is a predicted model, not a curated record. Gene Ontology annotation, molecular function: ATP hydrolysis activity; ATP binding; microtubule severing ATPase activity. NCBI's taxonomy places the organism in Eukaryota, Metazoa, Chordata, Actinopteri, Cichliformes, Cichlidae.